AGCUCGACGUGCGCUAGGCAUUGCCAUGCCAUUCGUCUUCUCCGAAUGUGAUUGUGCUUUUGCAAUUAAUUACCCAGAAUGUCGACUGUGUUUCUUCAUGUUGGCCAGUGUGGCAACCAACUUGGCCAACAGUUCUGGCAGCUUGUCCAACAGGAUGAUGAAGCAAAAUGUACUUUUUACCGGAGAGAUCAGAAGCUUCCCUCUCUCCAUGUCGAUACAGAAAAGAAAGUGAUUGCUAAACUUUUGAGAAACAGUAAACAACUUCCUGUAAGAGAGGAAAAUGUCAUCUUGAGUAAGCAAGGCAGAGGAACAAACUGGGCCAUGGGUUACCAUGGGACAUCUACCAAUCCUAGCGAGAGCAUGAUUGAAGUGACCCUUGAAGUGUUGAGGAAAGAGGUGGAACGAUGUGAUUCAUUCUGUGGAACAGUUAUGAUGCACAGUCUCAGUGGAGGAACAGGAUCAGGCCUUGGUUCUCAUCUGUGUGAGGCUGUGCGAGACACCUACCCUAUGGCAUACAUCCUAGACGUAGCUGUAGCACCCCAUACCCAAGGGGAGAGCCCUCUUCAACAUUAUAAUAAUCUGUUCUGUCUUGCAUGGCUUCAAAAAUUUGCAGAUUGUGUUAUCCUUUAUCAUAAUGAUGAAGUCUUGCAUCAUCUCCAAGGCUUGAAUAUCACCAAGGGCAACCGAGAUGCUGCAAACGUCGAUAUCAAGAUGAUGAAUAAGUACAUCACAGACUCCCUGGCAGGUUUGCUCUGCCCCAUUUCAAGCAAUACAACAAGGAGUGGUAUAUCUAGUGGCAAUGAACCAUGGGAGUUGCUGAGGUCUGUGGCUCCGAUGCCUGCACAUAAGUUUCUUCAUGUCUCCCAUGUCAUGAAAAGUAAAUCCACGUGGGAAGCGAUGACUACUAAUCUUAUCCAGAGUGCUGUCAGAUACGACACAGAUGGACAACAUUAUUCUUCGCUUGCUUCACUGGUAGCGGUAAGAGGAGACCCAACAUCUACCUUUAUGACCAGUCUUCCAGUCAUUGAGAGAAAACUCAAAGCAGCUCUUGGCUUCGUGGAGUGGAAUCCCUUCCCCAUUGACUUCUGGAUUGGAAAGCAGCAAGGAGUUUUAUUAAAGGACACGUCUUCCAUGACGAUGUGUGUGAAUACUAGUAGGAUCGUGAGCAUGAUGCAGAGGGUACAGUCCAGAGCACGUUCCAUGUACGAUGCCAAAGCUUUUCUACACUGGUACCAAAGAUACAGCUGUGAUGAGACGGAAUUUGAAGAGGCAUUUGCAACAGUGAAUCAAGUCAUCAGGGACUAUGAGAGUGCUGCUGAAGGUUGAGGAUUGAUGAUCAGAGACAGAGAUGGUCCAAAGCUAGUCUGGUGGUUUGUUGGUGAUUAGAGUGUCAUCGGGAGACUAUGACAGGGCUGCAGAAGGUUGAAGAUUAAUGAGCACAGCACUGGAUGACAGAGAUGGUCCAAAGUAAGUCUGAUCAUGUCUUGUUAAUAAGAGAGAGAUCAGAUAUGAGACAGCUGCUGGAGGUUGAGGAUUGAUGAUCACAGACAGAGAUGGUCCAAAACAAGUCUGAUGAUGUGUUGAUGAUUACAGAGUUGUCAGAGACUACGAGAGAGCUGCAGAAGGGUGAGGA
Messenger RNA from Lytechinus variegatus (green sea urchin), 1633 nucleotides. RefSeq names its product tubulin delta chain-like. The transcript has 12 exons. The record is from RefSeq and is a predicted model, not a curated record. The coding region runs from base 79 to 1326 and encodes 415 amino acids. Gene Ontology annotation, molecular function: structural constituent of cytoskeleton; GTP binding. Gene Ontology annotation, cellular component: microtubule; cytoplasm. NCBI's taxonomy places the organism in Eukaryota, Metazoa, Echinodermata, Echinoidea, Temnopleuroida, Toxopneustidae. Gene Ontology annotation, biological process: microtubule cytoskeleton organization; mitotic cell cycle.